AUGGAAAUCGCAGAAAUGCUGGAGCGUAGAAGGAUUGACAUCUGCUGCCUUCAGGAAACCCGAUGGAAAUCGAAUGGUAAACUAUUCUGGAAUGGUCAAAAGACGGCCAAAAAUGGUGUUGGAAGUUUUGUCAGAGAACCGCUAGCCCAAGAAGUACUGGAUAUUAAAAGGAUUAAUUCACGUCUCAUGUGGAUCAAGCUUCGCAUAGAAAAGCAAACAAUGAUUAUUUUUUCUGCAUACGCACCACAGACAGGCGAAUCAGAAGAGAUGAAAAAUGACUUCUGGACUGCAUUCUCUGACACCAUCUCAACAAUACCAAAAUCUGAAACAAUCCUGAUUGGAGGCGAUCUCAAUGGCCACGUUGGA
Molecule: messenger RNA, 366 nt
Organism: Helobdella robusta
Lineage: Eukaryota; Metazoa; Annelida; Clitellata; Rhynchobdellida; Glossiphoniidae
Exons: 2
Biological process (GO): chromatin remodeling
Cellular component (GO): nucleus
Molecular function (GO): catalytic activity
Source: RefSeq, a predicted model, not a curated record